AAGUAUUAAUUAAGCGAGCGCUUCAUUCCUCACUGUCCUGCAGCUGUUUUGCUUUCAAACUCUCCCUUCUCUCUCUAACCUUAAACCCUCCCUGCUUCCCCCGAAUGAUUACAGCAAGAAACUUGUGGGCUAGUUUCUUUCUCCGGAACGGAGGGGGCGUUUCGCUCUACUCAACCUCAACCGUGCCAACUCGUUGGGGAAAACCAUGGAACCCCUGUCUGAACGCUCUCUACCGUCGGAUUUCUCCCAUCGGAGAUCCCAGGGUCUCCAUCGUUCCCAUACUCGAGCAAUGGAUCGAAGAAGGCCAAACUGUCAGCAAAGGACCACUACUUGCCAUCGUCAAGGAGCUCAGACGCUACAAACGAUAUGCCCACGCCCUUGAGGUAUCUAUGUGGAUGACUGACAGAAGAUACUUUGACCUUUCGUCCCGUGAUAUUGCCAUCCGACUAGACUUGAUUUCAAAAGUUCAUGGGAUUAAACAAGCUGAGAAUUAUUUCAAUAAUGUUCCGACAAAGUUAAGAGGUCUUGAGGUUUAUAGUGCUCUUCUCAACUGCUAUGCCUAUGUAAAACAUGUGGGAAAAGCAGAGGCCAUCAUGCAGAAGAUGAGAGAAUUGGGGUUGGAAAGGACUACAGUGGCUUUCAAUGUUUUGCUUAAUAUUUAUUAUCAGACCAGAAAUCAUGAGAAGCUGGACUGUCUGAUGCAUGAGAUGGAAGAAAAGGGAAUUAGUUUUGACAAAUUUACAUAUAGCAUCAGGCUCAGUGCAUAUGCAGCUGCUUCUAAUGUUGAGGGAAUUGACGAGAUUCUAAGAAGGAUUGAAUCCAAUCCUAUUGGUCUUUUGGAUUGGAGUAUCUAUGCUGUUGCGGCAAACGGGUACACAAAAGCUGGGCUGGUGGAGAAGGCUUUGGCAAUGCUUAAGAAAUCAGAGGGAUUAGUAACUGCCAAAAGGAGACAUUCAGCUUUUGAUCACCUCCUCACACAAUACGCGGCAAUAGGCAAGAAAGAGGAAGUGGCAAGGCUCUGGGAGGUGUACAAGAAUAAGGAGAGGAUAUACAAUAGGGGGUAUAUGAGUAUCAUAAGCUCACUGUUAAAGUUUGAUGACAUUGAUGGUGCUGAGAAGAUACAUAAUGAGUGGGAAUCCAGUGAGUUAAACUAUGAUAUCAGGAUACCCAACCUCUUGAUUUGUGCUUUUUGCAGGAAAGGUCUUCCGGAGAGGGCUGAAGCCCUUGUAAACCGGGUAAUAGCAAAAGGAAUGAAGCCUAAUGUAAGAACCCACUAUUGCUUGGCAACGGGGUACAUUCAGAUUAAUCAAAUUGAAAAGGGACUCAAAGCAAUGAAGGAAGCAAUUCUGGUCAGUGGGCCUUGGUGGAAGCCAAGCAAGGAAAACUUGGCUGCCUGUCUGGACUACUUGAGAGGCAAAGGAGAUGUAGAGGGAGCACAGGAAUUUAUCAGAUUACUCAGGGAUAAGGAGAUUGUCUCUGCGGAUGUUUAUGACAGCUUGUUGAAUUGUAUUAAAGAUGGUGAAUCAAGCUUGUCUGCGUUCAGUGAGAUGGGAGGGGAUGCUUCAGUUGGAAAUGGAGAAACAAUUGGACUUUCAGAGCUCGAGGAGGACAGCGGUAAUCACAAAACGAGUAGCAGCAACAUGUUCGAUAGAAAUUCAGAACAUUUCUGAAGCUUUUUUGGAAGCAGCUGGGGGCUAAUUUUAGGAACAGUUUGGGAAAGAUAGAUCUGGUUCUCCUUAUUUGUUGCCAUUGGGCUAAAUGAGUUGUCACAAUAGUUAUCCGCAAACUGUUGAAAGCAGCAUAAUUUAUCUUAGAAAAAAAUCAUUUCAUAA
Messenger RNA from Carya illinoinensis, 1832 nucleotides. Its product is annotated as pentatricopeptide repeat-containing protein At2g20710, mitochondrial-like. Lineage: Eukaryota; Viridiplantae; Streptophyta; Magnoliopsida; Fagales; Juglandaceae. Bases 105 to 1670 code for a protein of 521 amino acids. Gene Ontology annotation, molecular function: protein binding. The record is from RefSeq and is a predicted model, not a curated record. Gene Ontology annotation, cellular component: mitochondrion. The transcript is spliced from 2 exons.